Messenger RNA from Kuraishia capsulata CBS 1993, 624 nucleotides. RefSeq lists its product as uncharacterized. Gene Ontology annotation, molecular function: transcription coregulator activity; RNA polymerase II cis-regulatory region sequence-specific DNA binding. Gene Ontology annotation, biological process: regulation of transcription by RNA polymerase II. The transcript has a single exon. Lineage: Eukaryota; Fungi; Ascomycota; Pichiomycetes; Pichiales; Pichiaceae. The coding region runs from base 1 to 624 and encodes 207 amino acids. The record is from RefSeq and is a predicted model, not a curated record. Gene Ontology annotation, cellular component: core mediator complex; mediator complex.
AUGAGUGCGGUUCCGUCCGUUUCCAACCAAUCAAAUGGAUCUGUCAAGCCUGAUUUCUCAAAUGUCCCGGUGGCUUCGCUGGAGUCGCUAAGACUUAGACUCACACAACUCACACACUCACUGGCAAAGUUGAGUGAUGCAAUGCAGCAGUCACAGUCGCUGCCGCACUGGUCUUCGCUUCAAAACCAGUUCAAUGUGAUAUUAUCGCAGUUGACAUCGCUGUCGCGAACCUUGGAUUCAAAUUACGAGGUUUUGCGUGGAACAAACGUUUUUCCCACGGUGGACUUUCCCACCACUCAGCAAGAAGGUCUGCUAACCACUCUUUUGCGGAAGAAACCUUUGCCAGACGUGAGCGACUGGAUCAACGAUAGCUACUCUCGUUCAGAAGCUUCAGAUGUAAGGAAAGACGACGAGUUCUCGUCGUGGUGUAUUGGUGUUUCGGAAGAGGCCAUGAAGGGCUACACGUUUGAAGGUUAUCUAACUCAGAAGGAAAUAGAUGAUGGGGUGGAGCUGGGCCCCGAAUUUGCGCACGAGGACUCGGAAGAAAAUUCUGGACCGGUUCCAGGUCUUGGCCUUAGCCAGAUGCUGCGUUUUGUCUACCAGGGAGCUGAUUGGCAAACAUGA